Lodderomyces pseudojiufengensis is the source of this 2181-nucleotide messenger RNA. RefSeq lists its product as uncharacterized. The record is from RefSeq and is a predicted model, not a curated record. Gene Ontology annotation, molecular function: phosphatidylinositol binding. Gene Ontology annotation, biological process: retrograde transport, endosome to Golgi. Lineage: Eukaryota; Fungi; Ascomycota; Pichiomycetes; Serinales; Debaryomycetaceae. Bases 1 to 2181 code for a protein of 726 amino acids. The transcript has a single exon.
AUGUCAAAUGAUAAUUUAUUUUAUGAUUUAGAACAAGAUAAUAAUCCUUCAUUUUAUGGUAAUACUUCAUUAUUAAAUAAUCCUUAUAAUAUACAAUCACCAUCUUCAUCACCAUCGUCACCAGAUUUAGAAGCAGAAGAAGAAGAAGAAACAACUGAAACAAAAGAAACAACAUCAUCAACAGCAACUCCACUACAACAACCACAACAACAACCACAUACACCUAAACAGCCGAAAGAAAAUGGUAAACAACGACAUCAUAAUUCUAAUUCACUCGACAACAAACUUCAAUCCCCUCAACUAAAACAACAACAAUCAACAUUACAAAAAUCAAGACAAUCAUCUCCAACAGCAAAUCCAUUAAGUGAUAAUGAAUAUCCUAAUGAAUUAGUAAACAGUACUAUAGGGUUAUCUAAUAAAAUUACUCAAUUAUUAGAUGAUCCUGAUUUACAAAUUGAUAUAAUUAAUUCUGAAAAAUUAAUAAAUUCAUCAAUUAUUGUAUAUACAAUACAAUUAUUAUCAGAAAAAUCUCAAAAUAAAAUAGUUGUUAAAAGAAGAUAUAGUGAAUUUAAAUCACUUAGAGAUAAUUUAUUAAGAUUAUUUCCAACAAUUAUUGUUCCACCAAUUCCUGAAAAACAUUCCAUAUUAAGUUAUUUAUUAAAUUCAAUAAAUAGUGAUAAUGAAAUUAAUAUAAUAGAAAUGAGAAAAAGAUAUUUUAAAUUAUUUUUAAAUGAUUUAAUAUUUGAUUCUGAUUUAAAAUUAAAAAAUUGUAUUUUAUUACAUAAAUUUUUUGAUCCAAAUUAUGAAUUAUGUUGGUAUAAUGCUUUAAAUGAACCUCCAAUAAGUUUUUUACCAAAUAACUUGUUGUUAGCAAAUCCUGUAAAUCCUGCUGAUCAAAAUGGUUUAUAUUCUAUAUUACCAAUUGUAAAUGGAUUUGAUAUAAGUUCAAAAACUGAUAAUUUAUCAAAUUUAAAAAAGAUAAAUGAUGAAUUAUUUAAAUUAAAUGAUCAAAUUAAAUUAUUUGAAUUAAAAGGUUUUGAACAAGAUUUAAAAUUUAGUAUACCACAAGAUUUAAUAACUUUUGAAAUGAAAUUUCACAAGAUUAUAAAAAAUUUAAAUAUUUUAAAUAAAUUAGAUAUAAAAACAACAAAAGAUUACAAAGGUUUAAUAAAUAUUUUAAUUGAUUUAGGUGGAAAUUUAAAUAAUUUUUCAUUACAAAUUUAUAAUCAAAAAAUUAAAAAAGAUUCAAAUAUAAAUGAAUUAAGUGAAAGUAUUGAAAAAUUUGGUUCAACAAUGGAUCAAUCAUUUUUAAAUUUUGAAAAUUUUGUUUUUAAUCAAUUAAUUCCUCAAUGGCAAGAACCAAUAAAUCAAUUAAUUCAAUAUCAUCAAACUUCUUUAAAUUUAAUUAAAUUUUAUAAAUAUAAAAUUAUACAAUUUAAAAUACUUUAUAAAUUAAAAUUUAAUAAAUUUCAACAAUUAAUAAAUAUUAAUAAUUUAAGUGGUGGAAAUAAUCUUGGGUCAAGUAGUGUAAGCUCAGCUCCACCACCAACUCCAAGUUUUGCAGAAGCUAAAACUCAAGAAGAAGAAGAUGCAGUAAUUAUAAAUUCAUUAGAUCAUUUAAAAGAAUUAAAUAGUCCAACAUUAAAUAAUGCAUUAAAAAAUAUUUCAAUGAAAAAAAUUACAAAAAAAUCUUCAUGGUAUGGAUUAUUUGGAGGAAAUAAUCAACCAAAAAAAUUUAAUUUUCAAUUACCUGUUGAUAAUACAGAUAUAAUAGAAGAAUCUAAUUCACAAUCAAAUUCACAAUCACAAUCUAAUCAAAAUAAUGGUCAAUCAAAUUCAAUACCAAAUUCAUCAACAUCCACAACAUCAUCCUCAAAUUCAUUAACUCCAACAAUUUCACAAACAACAAAUUUAAAAUUUAAAUUACAACAUAUAGAAAAAGAAUUAAAUAAAAUAAAUCAAUUAAUUGAAUUAUGUAAUAAUGAUAUGAAAAAUUUAACUAGCGAGUUAUUAACCACGUUUAAAAAUUUUUUAAAAAAUUUAGAAAAAAAAUGGUUAAUUAUAAUGAUUAAUUAUUUAAAAAAUGGUCGAGGGUUAUUUGAAGAAAAUUUAAUUAAUUGGAUUAAUUUUAAAGAAUCGUUUUUUGAUAAUAAUUCAAUAGAUGAAAUUGAAAUAAAAUAA